Pochonia chlamydosporia 170 is the source of this 522-nucleotide messenger RNA. Its product is annotated as cut8 proteasome-binding domain-containing protein. The coding region runs from base 1 to 522 and encodes 173 amino acids. The transcript is spliced from 2 exons. The record is from RefSeq and is a predicted model, not a curated record. Lineage: Eukaryota; Fungi; Ascomycota; Sordariomycetes; Hypocreales; Clavicipitaceae.
AUGUCGACAGAGGGAGAAGAUAAUUGGCAAGACUUGGCCCAGAAAUUGCAAGUCUCACACAAUGAAUUGCUUGACUUUCAUCAGAGCCACUUUUCUCCUGAUGCUUUAGCUAGUUUUGGUUCUGAUUUCAUGAAUCUUGCAGAGAGUCAAAAAGGCAUCGAACAUUAUGCAGCAGAGGGCUGGGACGAUGAAGAGGAUGAUGGUCUGGGUUAUUACGAAGACGGGGUGAAGCGCACUCUCACCGACGAACAAAUUGAGAUAUUCCGACAUUCAGAGUUGAGAGACCUGCAACGCAAACAAGAACGAGCUAAGGGAUCGAAACGUGCUGGCGACGAUGAGACCGCAACAGAGGAAAAUUAUGCAUCGUCAACUGGCCAAAAUAGCACGACGCCCCCAGUAACUCGAAGCAGCAAGAAGAAGAAGAAAAGGGGAAGGAACCCCAGACCGGAGCCAAAGCCGGACUUACGAAAGCGCACCUGGGAUGUCGUUGAUGCCGGACUCGACUCGUUGGACUAUGACUGA